Messenger RNA from Galeopterus variegatus (Sunda flying lemur), 1284 nucleotides. RefSeq names its product transmembrane protein 86A (gene TMEM86A). The record is from RefSeq and is a predicted model, not a curated record. NCBI's taxonomy places the organism in Eukaryota, Metazoa, Chordata, Mammalia, Dermoptera, Cynocephalidae. Gene Ontology annotation, cellular component: membrane. Bases 129 to 851 code for a protein of 240 amino acids. The transcript has 3 exons.
CGAGCGCCAAGCGCGCGGGAGGUGUUGUCCGUCACCCUGGGCUUUGUUACGUCGUCACCUGCUCACCUGGCCGCGAGCGCGUCCUAACCACUGCAGCCCAAAGCGGGGUGCCAGCCACCACCGCCGCCAUGGUGUCCCCGGUCACUGUGGUGAAGAGUGAGGGACCCAAAUUGGUACCCUUCUUCAAGGCUACCUGCGUGUAUUUUGUGCUCUGGCUGCCCUCGUCUAGCCCAUCGUGGAUCAGUGCCCUCAUCAAGUGCCUGCCCAUCUUCUGCCUCUGGCUCUUCCUUCUGGCCCAUGGCCUGGGAUUCCUGCUGGCCCACCCCAGCGCAACCCGCAUCUUUGUGGGACUCGUCUUCUCUGCCGUAGGUGAUGCCUUCCUCAUCUGGCAGGACCAAGGCUACUUUGUGCACGGUCUACUGAUGUUUGCUGUGACCCACGUGUUCUACGCCUCGGCCUUUGGUAUGCGGCCAUUGGCUCUUCGGACAGGUCUGGUGAUGGCAAUGCUAUCGGGCCUGUGCUAUGCCCUCCUUUACCCAGGCCUCUCAGGUGCCUUCACCUACCUGGUGGGGGUAUAUGUGGCCCUUAUCAGCUUUAUGGGCUGGCGAGCUAUAGCAGGGCUGCAGCUGGUCGGGGCAGCCUGGCGCUGGACUGAGCUGGCAGCUGGCAGUGGGGCACUGCUCUUUAUCAUCUCAGACAUGACCAUCGCCCUCAACAAGUUCCGCUUUCCCGUGCCCUACUCACGGGCACUCAUCAUGUCCACCUACUACGCCGCUCAAAUGCUCAUCGCCCUGUCAGCUGUUGAGAGCCGGGAGCCAGUGGAAGACUAUAGGCUGAGCAAGGCCAACUGAGAUGCCAGGGUCUGGUCACCCUCUCUCCUCUUGGGGCUGGGGUCCAGACCCUGGGAACCUGCAGGAUCUGGAUCAGGAUGGCUGCAGUGCCAGCCUGGGGCAGCAGGUACCACUGGGGAAUUUACAAGUUUGAGGGGGUAAGCUGGAAAAAGAAUUCCCUAGGAAAACCAGAGGUCCAAGACAAUGCUAAGAGCUAAAGGAGCUAGACCAGUGCCUCUUGCUGGAGCCAGAAGUAGAUGUUUCCCCACCUCUACCCCAUCAGGACUUUGAAAGUCCCCCUGGAGGGUAAUGGUGCUCAGCUUCUUAAUUCCCACUUUCUCCUACUAGGUGGAAAAGUCUGAUUCUAUCUCUUAUGCCUAGGACCAAUGGCAAUGCUGGGAUCACCCACCCCUACCCUUUCUGAUCUGCACAGAGUUGAGGGAAAGAGGGGAGA